AUGCCUGUAUCAAUAUCAACAUUAAAUCCAACAACGCUACCAACAGUUGUACACCAAGAUGGGCAAUUUUACUAUGCAGAAGGAGAUAUUUAUGAUGAUCAAGAUGGACUUGGUGAUGAUUCAGCUGCCUCAGCCGUUUCCGAUCCAAAUUUAUAUAAUUUAACAACAAGCGGAAACGAUGAAGGACAUAGCGAUCAAGUUGAAGACGGACAUUCCUAUGCAGAUGACGAUGAUGAUGAUGACACGGAUGAACUUGUCUAUGGAAAUUCCAUGUCCGUUCAUCGUUCUGGAUCAAAAAAUACUGUAACCGAUCUAAACAAGGAUAAAAUCAUUGUAAAUCCCUCAACAAUACGACCAUCUUUCAUUUCAUCCGAUGUAUGGCAAGAACUAUUCAAUAAACCAGCUAUCGUUGUCGGUGUCGUCGGUGGAGUCGUCAUCGGAAUGCUGUCCGCUAUUCUUUUAAUUAUGUUCAUUAUUUAUCGAAUGCGAAAGAAAGACGAAGGUUCGUAUGCUCUAGAAGAAGGACCAAGAAAAUCACCGUCACAUGCAUAUACACGCGUAUCAUCAAGAGAAUUUUUUGCUUAA
This is a messenger RNA of Adineta ricciae, 585 nucleotides long. NCBI's taxonomy places the organism in Eukaryota, Metazoa, Rotifera, Eurotatoria, Adinetida, Adinetidae. The record is from the annotation of a GenBank genome assembly.